This is a messenger RNA of Aspergillus uvarum CBS 121591, 1424 nucleotides long. RefSeq names its product putative EF-hand calcium-binding domain protein. Gene Ontology annotation, cellular component: nucleus; cytoplasm. Bases 485 to 1270 code for a protein of 261 amino acids. The record is from RefSeq and is a predicted model, not a curated record. The transcript is spliced from 2 exons. Lineage: Eukaryota; Fungi; Ascomycota; Eurotiomycetes; Eurotiales; Aspergillaceae.
GAAACUUUUGGAUGACCUAUUGCACCCGAUAGUUAUAUAUGUGCCGGGAUAAGUAUGACCAUCAGUCUCAAUUGUUUCAGCAGCACUGCCCGAGGACCUCGGACUGCAAAUACCCCGCGGAGUUUCUAUGCAUUAUUAACACCCUUGGCUAACGAACAACAUUGCAAUCCACCCCCAAACCUUCUCUAAGAUGAUCCACAACAUACUCCGUAGUUGUGCUCGAAGUCGCCGAACUACAAUCGGAGUCCUUCGGUCUCGGACUCGGAGCCAAUUGCAGCAAGCAGAUUGACACUGUCUCCGGAGGUCGAAAGGAGCGCCAACAAACACCUGCAGCAGUGGUCGUGCAGCAGUGGGGGCCGACUCGCGUAACCUUCGCAGCCUCGCAGUCUCUCCAACUCUCUCUGCCCCUCACUUGACCUGCUUGCGAGUUUCGUGACUGUAUCUUUCUCCUGCUGCGCUGCUGCUCUCAAACCAACAGAUCAAGAUGAAGUUUCUCUGCUUACAUGGCAAAGGCACCAGUGGUGCGAUCUUCAAGUCUCAGACCGCGGCGUUACGCUCGCGCUUGUCGGAAUUGAACAUCGAAUGGGACUUUGUCGAUGGCUUCUACACGACCGACCCCGCUCCCGGGGUUGAUCUCUUCUACGCACCCCCUUACUACUCCUGGUACGAGAACGACACGGUCGACGAGAUAGAGACCUGCCGCCAGCGCCUGCAGCAGUAUAUCAAGGCGAAUGGGCCCUACGACGCCGUCAUGACCUUCUCCCAGGGCGCCGCCGUAGCAUCCACAUUCGCACUACUCCAACUCUCCGAGGCGCCCGGCCAGCCGCUCCCCUUCAAGGCCGCGAUCUUCAUCUGCGCCGGCUCGCCGCUGCGCAUCAUGGAGCAGGUCGGCUACGAGAUCGCGCCGCAGGUGUGGGAGAAGGAUAUCCUGACGCGGAAGGCGCUCGCGGCCCAGGCCGACUCCUCGGCGAUCCUGCUGCAGGGCUCCUCGCGGUGGAACGGGAACAAUAGCGGCGCGAGGGAGUCGGAGGAGGACAUCCGGCAGGAGAUCACACCGUCGCAAACCGUGCUCUCGAUCCCUACGGUGCACGUGUACGGCGCGCGCGAUCCGCGGCUCUCGGCCGGCAUCCAGCUGUCGCAGACCUGCGACCCGGCGAAACGCAGGAUGUACGACCACGGCGGCGGCCAUGAGAUCCCGCGCACGGAGGCGGUGACGAGCAGUAUUGCGGCGUUGGUACGGUGGGCAUUGCGCGCGAGUGGACUGAUAUAAACCUUUCUUGUUGGAUUCCAUUGCGAUAUGAUUUGCGGCUCUCUUUCCCUUUUUUUGAUUAGAUGGCAGUGAUUUGGGUCAUUGGUAAUAGUGUGGCUAGAAUAGGACAUCAAGAGGAUUCUUCGGUGCACGGCAAUAAUAUACACAGGAUAAC